Molecule: messenger RNA, 804 nt
Organism: Fusarium verticillioides 7600
Lineage: Eukaryota; Fungi; Ascomycota; Sordariomycetes; Hypocreales; Nectriaceae
Product: serine/threonine protein kinase
Exons: 3
Coding region: 1-804 (267 amino acids)
Biological process (GO): peptidyl-serine phosphorylation; peptidyl-threonine phosphorylation
Molecular function (GO): ATP binding; protein serine/threonine kinase activity
Source: RefSeq, a predicted model, not a curated record
AUGAGGGGUCCACAUGGUGAGCAUGAAGUCUUUGUUAUGUCACCCUUGGGGAUGAGUCUUUGUACUCUACAGGAAUUGCAGAAAGAUAGAGUCUUCCAGCAAACUCUUGUCACAUCUGCUCUCGACCAGACAUUGCUUGGGCUCAAUUAUCUUCACGAUGCUGAUGUGAUUCAUACGGACAUUCACUCAGACAAUCUUCUUGUUGCAUUAACCGACGAUUCGAUCCUCUCUACUGUGGAGGAAAAUGAGCUUCACCGGCCCUCAGCACGAAAGUUUGUCGACGAUACGAUCAUUCACGUCUCGCAGUAUAUGCUGGGAGGUGCUGGGGCUCUCACAAUCUGCGAUCUCGGACAGGCACGCAUCGGCAAGGUGCACCGGGGCAACGCAAUGCCGCUACCAUAUCGUGCUCCUGAAGUCAUUCUCGGCAUGACUUGGGGUAAUUCGGUGGAUGUUUGGAGCGUGGGCCUUUUAGCCUGGAACCUUUUGCACAAGCACGGGAUCUUCCGUGAGUACGACAAAUCUGAAGAGCUUAAUGAUGCUUAUCAUUUGGCGGCGAUAACUGCGCUACUUGGACCACCGCUGGAUGUUUUCCUCAGGAAGGGCGACAAGACGCGCAAGUACUGGGAUGCUGAGGGGAAAUGGCAUGGCCCAGUUCCUCUCCCGUCUAAGGGCGGGCUGCAAUCUCUGGAAACGAACUUGUCUGGGGAGGAUAGAGAUCGAUUUAUAGAAUUUAUGGGCGGCCUACUUACCUGGCUUCCAGAGGAUCGGCUUAGUAGUGCCGAGGAUACUUUCACCCCUGGCUAA